CGACGUGCGUGACGAGCUGCUCGCCGCUGCCAACGUUGCGAGGGAGACGGCGGAGCGCGAAGAGGCGGAGGCGGUGCGGCUGGAGGAGCUGGAGGCGGAGCAGGCUGCUGCGGCGGCCAGCAGGCGGGCGAGCGUGGGAGGCCGGGUCUCGCUGCGCGACAGGCGCUCCAGCGGGGUGGUGGCCUCCUGGACGACGACGCCGCAGGGCGACUCGCUGUCUGCGGCGGUCGCGGCCGGGCCUCUGGCUUGCGACGGCAUGCUGGCGAGGGCGAAGGUAGCUCGAGACGGGAUGGAGGAAGCGCGCGCAAGGGCAGCUGCGGCUCGACGUGAGGAGAGCAGACUCCGGGCCGAGGCUGCCGCCGCCGCGGCGCUGCUGCAGAUGUGCGAUGUACGGGACGAGCUUCUCGCCGCUGCCAACCUGGCGGCGGAGGCGGCGGUGGGGGAGGAUGCGGAGGCGACGAGGCUCGAGAUCCUGGUCGAGGAGUACGAGGUGUGCGCUGAUGCGGCGGCGGGCGGUAUCAAGCGCAGCUCCGUCCGCGAUGGGGUGCUCCAGCGGACAAGGGAGGCGCGAGUUGCGGCUGCGGCUUCUCGUGCUGCUGCCGGCCGGGCAGAGUCGACGGCGGUGAAGCUGGAGGAGGGCGCUACCUCCGCCGCUCCCGGCGAGCGCGAUGCGGCUCUUGCUCGCGCGCGGGCGGCGCGGGAGGCGGCCGGUCGCGCGUCAGUUGAGGCGCAUCGGCUCGAGGCGCUGGCGGCGGCCGCAGAAGCGUCCACCAAAGCCAACGUCUCCGCUGCUGCUGGUGACGCCAGUGACCACCCCGAGUCCUCUCGCCCUCGCGCCGCCGACGAAGCGCGUGCGACCGCCGCCGCUCGCACGCGCGUCGAGGUCGCCCUCUCUGGCGGCGGCGGCGGUAGCGCUGCGGCACAGGCGCAGCGACAGAUCGCUGCGGAGACGAGCCGCAACCCCCACGUGCGUGAGGCGGCGGCGCGGCGGGUGGAGGAGGCUAGGCAGCGGGCGCGCUCCGAGCAAUCCUCCGAAGCAAGGCUGUCCCAGAGAAACAGCGGCCUCGUCUCGGCGAUUGAGGCGCAGCGCCGGUGGCUCACGGACCGGCUGGCGGGACGGCCAGAGCCGGCGGCACCGCGGCGCGACGUCGACCUCGAGGCCACCGACUGGAUGAACGAGGCCGUGCUCGCCGGCAGGUCGUCUGCGGUCCUCCCCGGCAUCUCGUCGGCGGCGCAGCGCCUGCCGGCGGACGGCGGUGCAGCAGCAAGCGUGGCGUGGGCAGACGUCGACCAGGCGCGCGAACGGCAAGGCCGCGUGGAGCGGGCGCGCGAGGCCUCCCUGGCCAGGGUAAGGAGCCUCUCCCCCGUGUCUUCGCCACGGCGACUCCGAGCACGCAGCAGCAGCAGCAGCAACAACAACAGAUCGUCAUCUCGGUCGCCCGUACGCUCGCCCGGUCGGUCGGAGAAUAGCCCUGUCUCGCCGAUCAGGGGCGCCGUCGCAAACUUGUUUCGCAUCUGAGUGACCAAAGUGACGACAUUUCCGCUCGGGCCUCGGCAUAUAAUAUGUGGUACUAGAUGGUAUUUUCUUUUUAAUGCGACGCC
Messenger RNA from Emiliania huxleyi CCMP1516, 1602 nucleotides. RefSeq lists its product as hypothetical. Bases 257 to 1519 code for a protein of 420 amino acids. Lineage: Eukaryota; Haptophyta; Isochrysidales; Noelaerhabdaceae. The transcript is spliced from 2 exons. The record is from RefSeq and is a predicted model, not a curated record.